AUGGCACCAACAUACUCGUUACCAAGACAAAUACGUGCAAAUGGGGGCGAGAAGCUACCUCAGCGUAGGAAUCCACCGGGGGGAGAAUUCAACCCCGAAACCAACACCUUUAUGACAUGGAGGAACAGACUCACUGCUCUUGUUGUGGACAGUGAAUCAUUCUGCAGAAUGCUUGAGAAGAGUUUCCUAUCAGCUUAUGGAGUGGAGACUGAGGAUGUAGAGAGUGGUAGUGCUGCUAUUGAGCUCAUCCAAGGGGGAGCUACAUUCGAUCUUAUUGUCAUCAAUCCACAUCUGUGUGGCAUAAGUGGGAUUGAGACAGCUAGAUUGCUUCGAAACAUGGGUGUGCAAAGCAGGAUUGUGGGAAGUUCUGCAAUGUACGUUGAAGACGAGCGAUCGCGCUUUCUUCGAGCAGGUGGUGAUCAUUAUGUUGAGAAGCCCUUUGGUCCACACCUCUUUAUUCCAAUCCUGCAACAACUUGACAACCAAUAAAACUCAAUGAUGAACCAACCAAACUAUACUCUGCAGACACUUUGAAAGUGUCUUUUAUGUUUAUUUUUUGUUAUGUUUUUUUUCAUAAUUUUGAGACAAUUUUUUCAUCUUUCUUUUUAUUUCUGCAAUCUGAUAAACUCGAAUUCCUAUACCUAUGAUGGAUUGGUGCAUAAUAAAAUUGUGUAAUUGUGUUUA
Molecule: messenger RNA, 684 nt
Organism: Cannabis sativa
Lineage: Eukaryota; Viridiplantae; Streptophyta; Magnoliopsida; Rosales; Cannabaceae
Product: two-component response regulator 24-like
Exons: 2
Coding region: 1-489 (162 amino acids)
Biological process (GO): phosphorelay signal transduction system
Source: RefSeq, a predicted model, not a curated record